UUCCGUCAUCCAACCUUCCAUCGAACGUAAAGCAACGAAAGCUCUCUUCUGCCCCUCCUCCAACACCACGACGAACAACUUCAACUUUAAACUAAGCUUUGGUUGAUCCCGACCAUCAUCAUUCAACACCACUGUCCUACUUGCACGAACUGUGUGCGUACCAACAAGCCAAAUCCCUCCUCUCAACAAAAGCGACACGAGCCUCUCCACCAACUGGAUCCAAAAGCGCAUAGCUCCGCGACCCAGAUUAAACCUCCGAGUUCCCCAGUCCUCCCGGCCGAUACCACUUCGGGAUCUACUUCUAUGUUGCGCCGCACCGUCUUCGGCCUCGCCAGAAGCGCCAUUCCCACCAGAAACUCCGCCACCUCGUUGAGCGGCGUCUUCCGACCACUCUCCACCACCACCAGCAUCAUGGCUUCUUCGUCGACCGUGACGUCCGAAUCCCCUUCUUCCACUACCCCAAUGGAGGAUGCGAUUCGUGAAAAGAUAACAACCCACCUAGCCCCCCGCACCCUCCAAAUCCACAACGACUCGCACCUGCACGCCCACCACUCCGCCAUGCGCGGCGUCACGUCUCGCGAAACGCAUUUCCGAGUCGUGAUCUCAUCGGACGCCUUCAAAAGAAAAAUGCAGCCGGCGCGCCAUCGAUUGGUUUACGGAUUGCUCAAGGACGAGAUGGCGAAAGAGGGCGGGAUCCAUGCGUUGCAGCUGAGGACGAUGACGUUGGAGGAGGAGGAUAAGAGGAGAGACAAAGAGGAGGCGGAAGAAAGGGCAAGGACUUGCAAGGACUAGUUCUAGCUAAGGGGAUGAAGUGGAUGGUAUGAAAAGAAAAAGAGAAAAAAACGGAGGGAGGUGAAUGACAGGAGAGAGAGGAUAGGGAUUACAUGUGAUGGUUUGGGAUGUUGCCAGCAGGAGAUCUGAUAUGAGAAAGGCAGAAGUUGAAGAAAGAGAGACAAGGAAAAGAGACAGAGAGGAGAGAGAAACGAAAUGAUACCCAUGAUUCUAUAGAACGCAUCAACUUUGUACGGCGAGAGCAUCUUUAGACCCAGACGGAGGUGUCAGCUUGUCACGAUAACGAUCUGGCAAAGAAGUAGAAUACAAGUUAACGUAAAUUAGACAACAAAGCUCGCUCGCUACGCUUGCCGUCCU
Neurospora crassa OR74A is the source of this 1149-nucleotide messenger RNA. Its product is annotated as BolA domain-containing protein. NCBI's taxonomy places the organism in Eukaryota, Fungi, Ascomycota, Sordariomycetes, Sordariales, Sordariaceae. Bases 304 to 792 code for a protein of 162 amino acids. The record is from RefSeq and is a predicted model, not a curated record. The transcript has 2 exons.